CGCCGCAGACCCGCCAUGCAGACGCGCGCGCUGCUCCUGGCCUCGCUGGCCGCGCUGGCGCUGGCCCGGGAGCCCCCCGCGGCGCCGUGUCCCGCGCGCUGCGACGUGUCGCGCUGCCCGAGCCCGCGCUGCCCGGGCGGCUACGUGCCCGACCUCUGCAACUGCUGCCUGGUGUGCGCGGCCAGCGAGGGCGAGCCCUGCGGGCGGCCCCUGGACGCGCCGUGCGGGGAGGGCCUGGAGUGCGCGCGCGGCGUGUGCCGCUGCCGAGGGUCGCACGCCGUGUGUGGCACCGACGGGCACACCUACGCCAACGUGUGCGCACUGCUGGCGGCCAGCCGCCGCGCGCUGCAGCUCUCGGGGACGCCGGUGCGCCAGCUGCAGAAGGGCGCCUGCCCAUCGGGUCUCCACCCGCUGACCAGCCCGCGGUACAAGUUCAACUUCAUCGCCGACGUGGUGGAGAAGAUCGCUCCAGCCGUGGUCCACAUCGAGCUCUUCCUGAGACACCCUCUGUUUGGCCGCAACGUGCCCCUGUCCAGCGGUUCGGGCUUCAUCAUGUCGGAGGCGGGUCUGAUCGUCACCAACGCCCACGUGGUGUCCAGCACCAACUCAGCCUCAGGCCGGCAACAGCUCAAGGUGCAGCUGCAGAACGGAGACUCCUACGAGGCCACCAUCAAGGACAUCGACAAGAAGUCUGACAUUGCCACCAUCAAGAUCCACCCCAAGAAAAAGCUCCCUGUGUUGCUGCUGGGUCACUCGGCAGACCUGCGGCCUGGUGAGUUCGUGGUGGCCAUUGGCAGUCCCUUCGCCCUGCAGAACACUGUGACGACGGGCAUCGUCAGCACCGCCCAGCGGGACGGCAGGGAGCUGGGCCUCCGGGACUCAGACAUGGACUACGUCCAGACAGACGCCAUCAUCAACUACGGGAACUCCGGGGGACCCCUGGUGAACCUGGAUGGUGAGGUCAUUGGCAUCAACACGCUCAAGGUUGCAGCUGGCAUCUCCUUUGCCAUCCCCUCGGACCGCAUCACGCGCUUCCUGUCAGAGUUCCAGGACAAGCACAUCAAAGACUGGAAGAAGCGGUUCAUCGGCAUUCGGAUGCGGACCAUCACUCCCAGUUUGGUGGAGGAACUCAAGGCUGGCGACCCCGACUUCCCGUCGGUCAGCAGUGGGAUUUAUGUGCAGGAGGUUGUUCCAAAUUCGCCUUCUCAGAGAGGAGGAAUCCAAGAUGGCGACAUCAUCGUCAAGGUCAACGGGCGCCCCCUGGUGGACUCAAGUGAGCUGCAGGAGGCCAUCAUGAAAGAGUCUCCACUCCUGCUGGAGGUGCAGCGGGGCAAUGAUGACCUCCUGUUCCGCAUUGUGCCCGAGGUGGUCGUGUGAGGCGGGCCACCUCUCCAGCAUCAAGCGCCAGGGUCAGGCCCUGCAGAUGGCAGGGAUAGAGCCUCUCCAGGACCAGGACGGAGGACCUGUGGUCCUCAGCAGGGAGGACGCCACAGCCUCCCAGCGUCCAGAGGCAGAGUCCCAGGCUGGGCCUGGCUGGAGGACCAGAUCUCAGCCUUGAUCCCAAAUCCCAGCACCGCAAGGGAAGUCCCAUGCUCCCCUGGUGCACCUGCUCUUGAAGGUCACCUUCGAAGUUCUUUGGAACCUAUAAAACUCCUGCAGUUCCUGAAGUCUACCCUCUUCCUCGGCUUCCUGCCUCUGCACCUGUCCAUCCCUCUGUCUGAAAUGUCCCCCUUGUUCCACUCGCCACCCACUUCAGGUCCCAGCUCCCACGUCUGCUCCUCCUUCAUGAGCACCUCCCUCACCCUGUUGUCCAGUUCCCUUCUGCUGCAGUGCCCCCCCAUGGUAUGACAGGGGCUGCCCGCCCUGCCACCUAGACUCCCCAAAGGGCAGGCUGUGCCCAUGACCCCUGGCAGGGUCAGGGUCCAACAGGGACUGGCCUGGAGCAGGUGCCAGUGAACAACCCUCUGCUGAGCCGAGCCCUGCACUGGCCACGAGGUGCACCCUCCCAGGAGCCCAGGGAGCCCAGGGAGCAGAGCAUGAGGCACACACUCAGCUGCUGCCUGGAGAAGUUCAGCCCCAGGGGGCGGAGGGGAGAGCCGCCCGAGUGCAGGACUGAGCCGGCCCCGCCUUGCCCACAGAGCCUGGUGGAAGCAGCGGGCUCUGGUGGACACCUCCUCCCGUGUGUGCCUCCGGGUGUGUCUCGAGCUUCGCUGCACAGCUGCCCGCCCCCCGUGUGUUUCUCUACUGUACGGAAAUUAAAGUUUACAAGCACAGA
This is a messenger RNA of Marmota monax (woodchuck), 2275 nucleotides long. RefSeq names its product HtrA serine peptidase 3 (gene Htra3). The record is from RefSeq and is a predicted model, not a curated record. Gene Ontology annotation, cellular component: extracellular region. Gene Ontology annotation, biological process: proteolysis. The coding region runs from base 16 to 1377 and encodes 453 amino acids. NCBI's taxonomy places the organism in Eukaryota, Metazoa, Chordata, Mammalia, Rodentia, Sciuridae. The transcript is spliced from 9 exons. Gene Ontology annotation, molecular function: serine-type endopeptidase activity; protein binding.